Molecule: messenger RNA, 613 nt
Organism: Coregonus sp. 'balchen'
Lineage: Eukaryota; Metazoa; Chordata; Actinopteri; Salmoniformes; Salmonidae
Source: the annotation of a GenBank genome assembly
AUGACCUCUGUGAGGCCUUACUGUCUGUACAACAUGUCAAAGUCGAGGGAGGAAUGUUGGACAACACCCUGUAUGGAUCACCGGUAACAGCAGUGGCAGGUCAGUCUAGUUUUAUUAUAAUGUCUUUACAUGCAAAAACCCCAAAGUAUCUCUUCAGCUUGCCAUCAAAUCAAAUGAUUUUAUCAAAUGAUUCACCAUAGUUUUCAAAAUAGGCCUAGGCCUAUUAGUUAAUUCCAAUAUGCCAUUCUCAAAUGGUAAUGGACAGUAGCCCAUUUAUUUAAUCAAUUUGCAAUCUGAUUACUUGUUUUCAAGUCGGCCUAUAACCUAAUUGCAGUAUUAAUGCAUCAAACUUGUCCUUCACAUGUGUAGUGUGACAUAUGUGUAGCAAUGGACUUUAUUACAUUGUUUAAUCUUCUUAAUGACAAAUCUGUUUUCAAUUUACUUGUUCUCCAUAAACAGGUGUAUGGAGACCCGUUCCACUUCCAUCAAUGGAGCCCCACAGCUCAAUGAGGACAAAGACCCUUGCCUUUUGGAGUUGGAGAGAAUGAACAAGGAAAUUGAGACUGUGAAGAAUGCAGAGGAGAUGAUCCCGUUAUCAAACAGUGCAGAUUAA